Messenger RNA from Hordeum vulgare subsp. vulgare (domesticated barley), 3499 nucleotides. Its product is annotated as protein CHROMATIN REMODELING 35-like. Gene Ontology annotation, biological process: gene silencing by siRNA-directed DNA methylation. NCBI's taxonomy places the organism in Eukaryota, Viridiplantae, Streptophyta, Magnoliopsida, Poales, Poaceae. The record is from RefSeq and is a predicted model, not a curated record. The transcript has 6 exons. The coding region runs from base 141 to 3008 and encodes 955 amino acids. Gene Ontology annotation, molecular function: ATP-dependent chromatin remodeler activity; ATP binding.
CCCUCACCGCGCCUCCAGCCCUCCCCACUCACCUCGUCGCCGCCGGUCCUCCCCCUUCGCCUCGUCGCCGCCGGCGACCCCCCCUCGCCUCGUUGCCUCCGGCGCCCCCCCCCUCGCCUCGUCGCCGCCCGCGGCCAGCCAUGGACGUUGCCCCCGGCGAAGACCCCCCAGCAGACCCCUCCGGUAUGUAUUACCGCAGAAAAAGGAAUCGUCCCGACCCCAUCAAUAAUCUUUCAAUUACUGGAAAUAGGGUUCACAGUUGGGGAUGUGGCAGUGUUACCAAGGAGUGGGACAGGGUGUAUGCUCAGAAGGUCCAAUUAUUAACUUUCCUUUCUACUCUGCCCGAGUCUGCUCUGAGUUAUGGGCCGAGUGCUGAAACUAAUAUGGCCAAUUCUAUCGAGCAAAGAGAACAGAAAGAGAGUGCAAUAAUAGUUCUUGAUUCGGAUGAUGAAGAUGAAAGCACAGGAGCACACAAACAACUGACGCCUGAGAAAAACAAUCAGCUCACACCUGAGAAAAAUAAACAGAUGAUACCAUCAGAACAGGCUGGUGCUCUCAUGAGGGUGGUAACCGAAGGAAUUGAUGAAGUAAAUGAGACAAUGCAUGUUAGAGACCAAAACAGUCAAAUUGUUCCAUAUAGUCCAAGUGCAGCUUUAAUGAGUCAGUAUCCUGUGACCAGCUAUCAGCCAUCAGCAGUUCUGUUUGAGAGAGUUAUAUUGCAGAAAAGACCCGAGGAGGAACGUAUCCAUGAUCUGGCCGUUGCCACCCAUAAGGAAAAAAUAGCAGAAACACAAGUUCUCCCUCCACUUCCUAAGGAGAGAAAAAAACGAAAAGUUGAUCGCUCCCAGGUAGAUGGGGAUGUUGCAAUUGUGCCAAGAGAACGAAAAAGGAAAAAUGAAGCAAAUCCAGCAGUAUUUGAUUUGCCCUCAGAACCCUACAAUCCUGUGGGGGAAGACAAGCCUGUGGAGGAAGAUGAGCCUAUGGGGGAAGAUGAGCCUAUGGAGGAAGAACAUAUACAAGAAAAUGAAAGUGAUGGUCUUGAUGAUUUUUGGAAUGAGUACUCAGUGGCACUUGAGAGCUCUAAGCUCGACACACUUGAAGAGGCAGCCAAUGAGAAAGAAGUGGGUGAGAAAGAGGUGGAUAACGUCUGCAAUCAUGACAUACAGAUUCAUGAAGAUCUGGGCCAUGUAUGCCGUGUCUGCGGUAUGAUUGUGAGAAGGGCUGACACAAUCAUUGAUUAUCAGUGGAGAAAGGCAUCAAGGUCAAGAUCGUAUUUCUCUGAAAAGCGUUCAAAGGAUUCUGACGAGAUUGUCACUGGUGAUGUUAGAGUCACUGAAGAACUCAAUGCGUUAGACAUUGCUAUUCACCCAAGACAUCAAAAGCAAAUGAGACCACAUCAGUUGGCAGGUUUCCACUUUCUGGUCAAGAAUCUGGUCUCUGACAAACCAGGAGGUUGCAUUCUAGCUCAUGCCCCUGGUUCGGGGAAAACAUUUAUGCUGAUUAGUUUCAUUCAGAGCUUCUUGGCAAAGUAUCCCUCUGGAAGGCCUCUCGUUGUACUCCCUAAAGGCAUAUUAGGUACAUGGAAAAGGGAAUUUCAACAGUGGCAAGUGGAGGACAUACCACUGUAUGAUUUGUAUUCUGUCAAGAGCAGAGCAGAGCAGUUGGAAAUCCUUAAGUCUUGGGAAGCCAAUAGGAGUAUCCUCUUGGUGGGAUACACUCAGUUCUCUUGGAUCAUUACCAGUGACGAGGGUGGCGCCGUUGCAGCUGGAUGCCGGGAGAGGUUGCUUAUGGUCCCGAACCUACUUAUAAUGGAUGAGGGCCAUUUACCUAGGACUGAGUCAACUAAUGUGCUAGAAUCACUGCAGAGAGUAGAAACUCCACGUAAGGUGGUCCUAUCUGGUACACUUUUCCAGAAUCAUGUCUCGGAAGUGUUCAACAUCGUGAACCUUGUACGCCCAAAGUUUCUCAAGAAGGAAUCAAGUCUCGUUGCCCGUAUAAUGAGUCAAGUAUCAAUAUCAGGUCGCAGGAUUUCAAAAGAAGACACUGAUAAAUUCACUGAGUCGGUAGAAGAGACCCUGCUGCAUGAUGGUCACUUCACGAGAAAAGUAAACGUCAUUAGAAGUCUCAGAGAACUAACAAAAGACGUGCUUCACUACUACAAGGGUGAUAUCUUAGAUGACCUACCUGGCCUUGUAGACUUCAGUGUCUUCUUGAAACUCAGUCCCAAGCAGAAAGAAGUCGUGCAUAAGUUGGAAGCCUAUGAAAAGUUCAAAAAGAAUGCAGUAGGAACUGCCCUGUACAUGCAUCCAUGCCUGUCAGAAAUGUCAGAAGUUGCUGCGGCAGAUAGGGCUUCCAACUUAACGGAUGCAGGUGUUGAUCGUCUGGUCCAGUCUAUCAACGUGGCCGACGGUGUGAAGGCCAGGUUUUUCACCAAUAUCCUGGCACUUGCGGAAUCUGCAGGAGAGAAGGUCCUUGCUUUCAGUCAGUACCUACUUCCCAUGAAAUUUUUGGAAAGGCUAUUGGUGAAGACAAGGGGCUGGCACUUAGGGAAGGAGAUGUUUGUGAUCCGUGGUGAUAGCAAAUGUACUAUGGAAGAAAGAGAACUGACAGUGGCUCAGUUUAACAACUCUGCUGAUGCAAAAGUCCUGUUUGGCUCUAUCAAGGCAUGUGGGGAGGGCAUCUCCCUGGUGGGCGCAUCGAGAGUGGUCAUCCUAGAUGUUCACUUGAACCCCUCCGUUACCCGUCAGGCAAUCGGACGGGCGUUCAGGCCUGGACAGAAGAAGAAAGUGUUUGUCUACAGGCUCGUAGCAGCUGACUCUCCGGAGGAGAACACCCAUAAAACUGCAGUCAAGAAGGAGGUGAUACCAAAGCUGUGGUUUGAAUGGAGCGAGCAGCGCUGCACGUCGGAGGGCUUCCAGCUGAACGAAAUCGACAUCGAUGACUGCGGGGACGAGCUGCUGGACAACAGGGCGAUGCGACAGGACAUCAAGGCCUUGUACACAAGGUGAAGGCAGGCUGGCUGUUGUACAUACACCGUGUACAUAUGGCUUGCUGAUCGUAGGAGAUUGUCAUUGCUCUCAGGGUGUUGCAGCUGUUGCUCCGUUGUGGUGGAACUCCAAGCAAGGGUUUUCUGUUCUUCGUGCCGUCUUCCUGCCUAUGUCUGUUGGGCGACCUACCUACCUACCUGUUUUGUAGUAUGUGCCGACUUGGGACAGCAAUUAGCCAGGGAGCCGAUCCUCGUCGCAUCUCUUGAUCAGGACUCCCAGGAUUAAGCAGAUACGCGUUAUCGUAACGAAAUAAUGUUGUUGUUUUGGAUGCCAAACAUUGGGCUGCAUUGCACUGCACCACCCACCGUUGUCGGUAGGGUGAUGAGUGUUUUCUGUGCACAGAAAAUGCAGGUACUCUCUGUUAUGAGGGGAGGAAAACUGAAAUACCCCCUGCAAGUCAUAAAUUGGAACUCGGUGUCGUGCUGAGAGAUUACAGAUUGUUGCUGUCUUAA